Molecule: messenger RNA, 632 nt
Organism: Melitaea cinxia (Glanville fritillary)
Lineage: Eukaryota; Metazoa; Arthropoda; Insecta; Lepidoptera; Nymphalidae
Gene: Sf3b6
Product: splicing factor 3B subunit 6
Exons: 3
Coding region: 236-616 (126 amino acids)
Cellular component (GO): ribonucleoprotein complex; nucleus; cytoplasm
Molecular function (GO): mRNA binding
Source: RefSeq, a predicted model, not a curated record
UGCCAUUUAAGUGUAUAAAUAUAAUCUAUGGUUUGUUGCAUAGCUUCAGCUUGUCAACUUGUUAAUUGUUAUCAUCCGCACGUUUUAUUUACCUUAAAAAGUUAGUGGUAAAUUUAGUGUUAUUAAAAUUAUUAAUUUUUACAUCUAAUAUUCAUAAGAUACUGAAAUCGACACAGAAACAGGACAACGAAACAUUAAGACAUACGUACGAAAAAUACUAUUAUUUUAAAGCAACAUGGCAUUAGCUCUCCAAAGACGGGCAAACGUAAGACUUCCACCGGAGGUUAAUAGGAUAUUGUAUAUAAGAAAUUUGCCGUAUAAAAUUUCUGCAGAGGAAAUGUAUGACAUUUUUGGAAAAUACGGAGCCAUACGGCAAAUAAGAGUAGGUAACACACCAGAAACAAGAGGAACUGCAUUUGUUGUAUAUGAAGACAUAUUUGAUGCUAAAAAUGCAUGUGAUCACUUAUCAGGAUUCAACGUCUGCAAUAGAUAUUUAGUUGUAUUAUAUUAUAGAUCAAAUAAAGCAUUUAAGGGAAUGGAUGUUGAGAAGAAGCAAGAAGAACUAGAUACAUUAAAGAAAAAAUAUGGCAUUUCAACUGAUGAACUUCAUAAAUAAAUAGUAAUUAAAAUAA